Phytophthora sojae is the source of this 1353-nucleotide messenger RNA. RefSeq lists its product as hypothetical. The transcript has a single exon. Gene Ontology annotation, cellular component: Golgi apparatus. The record is from RefSeq and is a predicted model, not a curated record. Gene Ontology annotation, molecular function: alpha-1,2-mannosyltransferase activity. Bases 1 to 1353 code for a protein of 450 amino acids. NCBI's taxonomy places the organism in Eukaryota, Oomycota, Peronosporomycetes, Peronosporales, Peronosporaceae. Gene Ontology annotation, biological process: mannan biosynthetic process.
AUGCUGAGCAUCCCGGAGUUUUCGUGUCUUGGAUGGCGGGAAACCGAUGGCUGCACACUUGGACCACCCAGCGGCCUCAAUCGAGUCGUGGGCUGUGAUACGGGCAUAAAGGCCGGUGCGUCGGGGUACUGUUUGCUGCAAAAUCAAGCUACGGGUGAAGAAGUUCGAGCGAUGCAGGUGAAUUGCUCAUCACUGCGUAGCGAGGUGGAGUUCAACUGCACACAAGCAGCAGACUUCGCACUAGUCACGUCGCAGUUGAACAUGCUCGUAGAUACGAUCAAAGCCGAGCACGACCAACCCCAGGUGCAAGGAUCAACAGAAGCGAAGAACGGCGUGCUCAUGGUCAUUUACCCGAAGCUGCUGUCGAGUGUGUACGCCACGAUCCGAGUGUUGCGCUCGUACAACUGCUCGCUGCCGGUCGAGCUCUGGUUUCUAGAGAACGAAAUGGGUUCAAACCCUCUCGCAAACAACCGGUUGCUCCAGUCACUGGAAAACGAAUAUGGACCAAUAUCGCUGCAUGGAAUUUCCGGGGAAAACGUCGACGGAUUUAACACCAAGAUCCUCGCUCUCGCCCACUCGAACCUCGACCAAGUUUUGUUUCUAGACGCCGACAACACGCCUGUCAAAGACCCCACAUACAUCUUCACGGCGCCAGAGUUCAUCGAAAGUGGAGCGAUCUUUUGGCCGGAUUUUUGGCACCCUGCCAACACGAUCUUUAAUAUCCACAACGAGACGCUGCUCUGGGAACUGGUGGAUAUGCCCUUCGUGGACAUGUUUGAGCAGGAGAGCGGCCAGCUGCUGAUUGAUCGACGCAGAGCAGCAGCAGCCCUGAGAGUACUUCAAUUCUUAGCGCUGCGCCAGCCGAACCCCCUCCAGCAAUUGAAACUCGUCCACGGCGACAAGGACCUCUUCCGGAUAGCGUGGCUUAAGACCAACACCUCAUUCCACAUGAUCGAGACGCCUGCAGCAGUCGCGGGCAUACUAAACAACGGUGGGUUUUGCGGUAUUACAAUGGUCCAGCACGACCCCGAAGGAAAAGUCCUCUUCCUGCACCACAACGGCAAGAAAGUAAUCGGCGAUGACCAGACUCGAACGUGGACCCACCUCCAGUCCUUCGUAUUUCCCGACCAGCUGGCACUCCAUCGAUCCAACGCCUCAGAUCGAUACGCUUACUUGGCGGACAACUACCGCGUUGGUAUAUACGGGACCAGCGAUGCAUUUCCAGGACUGCUGAUGUGCUACAGACUCACAACCGAGCACUAUCGCUUAACGUCGUGGACAGAAUUAUUACACCACGACCUUGAAGAUCGACUCCGAGACUUCGUCCAGGAAGCUACAGAGCUUGGGAAUUAA